Clonostachys byssicola is the source of this 666-nucleotide messenger RNA. NCBI's taxonomy places the organism in Eukaryota, Fungi, Ascomycota, Sordariomycetes, Hypocreales, Bionectriaceae. The record is from the annotation of a GenBank genome assembly.
AUGCCUGAAAUCACCUUGUACAUGGGCAAAGCCGGCUGUGCGCUUGGCGCCCAUAUUCUUCUCGAGGAGAUCGGAAUCCCUUAUAGGAUCGUCAUCAUGGAAGUUGGACCUAGCGGGAGUUACGAGACCGCUGACGGCAGCAUGAGCAUCGCAGAGUAUCGAGAGAAGAUCCACCACGACGGCUUCGUCCCUGCACUCAAGGUGGACGACGAGAUCAUCACUGAGAACCCGGCUAUCCUGAGCUUCAUCGCAUCACUGUGCACGGAGAGAAAGCUCCUGGGAAAGACACCAAUCGAGAACGCUCACAUUGUCAAGUGGCUGACCUGGAUAUCUGGCACGCUGCACGGGUACGGUUAUGGCAUGCUGAUCCGCCCUGCUCGAUUUUCAAAGGAAGAGGACCUAUAUCCGAAGAUCAAAGAUAUGGGACGGGCAUAUAUUCUGGACUGCUACUCGAAGAUCGAGGUGGCUCUGCAGGGGAGGGAGUUCCCGAUUGGUGAUGCGGAGAGUCUAGUAGACUACUAUUUGGUCCCAUUUUGGCACUUCGGCGCUACUUUCGGGUUUGAUAUGAAUCUAUAUCCCGAGUACCUGAAGCUGGUUUGCAGGAUUGAGUCUAAGGAGGCAGCGAAGUGUGUUCUGACGGAGGAAGGGGUCGAGCUGGCAGCAUAA